Molecule: messenger RNA, 498 nt
Organism: Knipowitschia caucasica
Lineage: Eukaryota; Metazoa; Chordata; Actinopteri; Gobiiformes; Gobiidae
Source: the annotation of a GenBank genome assembly
AUGGAGUCACACGAAGUCCAGGGUUUGUCCUCGUCUCACUUUGAUGAGUUGGGCAGGACCCCUGCUCCGGACUCGUCCCGCCACACCACUCACACAGGGAGGCAGAGUGCACUGUGUGGUUUGGGCUAUGGCUGUGGGGUGGCGUGGAGACAUUUGAGGCCCUUCAUCCCUUUCUUUUUGAUCAGCUUCAUGCAGAACAUUGGUAUCUUUGAGAAGCUUUCCUCUGUGGAGAGAUGUGGUGUUAUGAAAAACCUGGAUUUGAGGCCUUGCUGCUCUCUGAGCUGCAGAAACAGCAGCAGUCCAGCCAGUUCUGUGAUACUGUACUCAAGGCAGAUGGGGUGUCGGUGCCAGCUCACAGCUGUGUUCUCUCGGCUCUCAGUCGGGAUUCUAAACAAGGGAGAAGACAAGGGCGAAGGAGGCAGGGUGUGGGUGGCACAAGACAACCAGGGACAAGAGGAAGACCACGAGGAAAGAGAGGAGGACUUACUCAAACUGUAG